Messenger RNA from Dermatophagoides pteronyssinus (European house dust mite), 1790 nucleotides. RefSeq names its product histone deacetylase 1 (gene HDAC1). The record is from RefSeq and is a predicted model, not a curated record. Lineage: Eukaryota; Metazoa; Arthropoda; Arachnida; Sarcoptiformes; Pyroglyphidae. Gene Ontology annotation, molecular function: histone deacetylase activity. Gene Ontology annotation, biological process: heterochromatin formation. Gene Ontology annotation, cellular component: NuRD complex.
UGAAGAGCAGCAGAAGCGGCCGCACACAGCCUUUCAUUUGACAAUUUAAUUUGUGUUUGGAAUCACCAUUCGAGGAGAUUCAUUGUGCAAAAAAAUCAUUUGUUUAAAAUUAUCAUCCAGAAAAAAAAGAUUCUAGAAUCCCGUAAAAAUCGAAAAUCAUGACAUCAUCAGCCGGUCAAUCAAAAAAACGUGUUUGCUAUUAUUAUGAUGGUGAUAUUGGUAAUUAUUAUUAUGGCCAAGGACAUCCAAUGAAACCACAUCGUAUUCGUAUGGCACAUAAUUUAAUUCUUAAUUAUGGUCUUUAUCGUAAAAUGGAAAUCUAUCGGCCACAUAAAGCAACACAAGAAGAAAUGACUAAAUAUCAUAGCGAUGAUUAUAUUCGAUUUUUAAAAAGUAUUCGACCGGACAAUAUGAGCGAAUAUAAUAAACAAAUGCAAAGAUUCAAUGUUGGUGAAGAUUGUCCAGUUUUUGAUGGCCUGUAUGAAUUUUGUCAAUUAUCAGCCGGUGGUUCAGUUGCCGGUGCUGUAAAAUUGAAUAAACAAGCAACCGAUAUUGCUAUCAAUUGGGGUGGUGGUCUGCAUCAUGCAAAAAAAUCCGAAGCUUCUGGAUUUUGUUAUGUAAACGAUAUUGUAUUGGCUAUUUUAGAAUUACUUAAAUAUCAUCAACGUGUACUUUAUAUUGAUAUCGAUAUUCAUCAUGGUGAUGGUGUUGAAGAAGCAUUCUAUACUACUGACCGUGUUAUGACAGCAUCAUUUCAUAAAUAUGGUGAAUAUUUCCCCGGAACUGGUGAUCUUCGAGAUAUUGGUGCCGGUAAAGGCAAAUAUUAUGCUGUUAAUUUUCCACUUCGUGAUGGUAUCGAUGAUGAAGCUUAUGAAGGAAUUUUUAAACCUUUGAUCUCAAAAGUUAUCGAAAUGUUUCAACCAAGCGCUAUUGUUUUACAAUGUGGUGCUGAUUCACUUUCCGGAGAUCGUUUAGGUUGUUUUAAUCUUACCUUGAAAGGUCAUGGUAAAUGUGUUGAAUUUGUUAAAAAAUUCAAUUUACCAUUGCUAUUAGUUGGUGGUGGUGGCUAUACAAUACGUAAUGUUGCACGUUGUUGGACAUAUGAAACGGCUGUUGCUUUGGAUACUGAUGUUUCGAAUGAAUUACCAUACAAUGAUUAUUUUGAAUAUUUUGGACCAGAUUUUAAACUUCAUAUCAGUUCAUCAAAUAUGACUAAUGCAAAUUCACCGGAUUAUUUGGAAAAGAUUAAGACACGUUUGUUUGAAAAUCUUCGUAUGUUACCACAUGCACCGGGUGUACAAUCACAAUCAAUACCGGAAGAUGCUGUAGAUGUUGAAAUGGAAGAAGAAGAUGAAAAACAAAAUCCCGAAGAACGUAUUAGUAUUCGUGCAUCGGAAAAAAGAAUACCAAAUGAAAAUGAACAUUCCGAUAGUGAAGAUGAAGGUGAUAAUCGUAAAGAUUCACGUUCAUAUAAAAAAACGAAAAAAGUUAAAAUUGAAAAUAAUUCAAAUUUGAAUAAUGAAAAAGAUAAAAAAGAAUCAAAUGAAAAUAAAGAAAAAUCUGCAACGAAUACAACUGCUACUGCUUCGACUACCGCCACCACCACAAGCACCACUGGUGGUUCUUCAGGUGGAUCAAAUUCUGAAACAACAACAACAACUACACCAUCAUCAACGGCAGCAGCGGCUACUACCGUUACUGAAAAUACUGAAGAGACAAAAAAAUAAGACAGAUUUCAUUAUAAAAAAUAAUCAAUUUUUUUUUCAUUCAUUUCAUUUCAUUUAGCAUAU